CACUGACUGGCGGCACUGACUGGCACAACCCCUGGGCACUGACUGGUGGCACUGACUGGCAGCACUGGUGGGUGGCACUGGUGGAUGGCACUGGUGGGUGGCACUGGUGGGUGGGCACAGGUGGGCACAGGUGGGUGGGCACAGGUGGGUGGCACUGCUGGGCACAGGUGGGUGGCACUUCUGGGCACAGGUGUGUGGCACUGCAGAGUGGCACAGGUGGGUGCACUGCUGGGCACAGGUGGGUGAUCUGCUGGGCGCAGGUGGGCGGAGCUAGUGGGCGCACUGCUGGGCACAGGUGGGCGGAGCUUGCGGGUGGCACUGCUGGGCACCGAUCAUCAGGGCACUGAUCAUCACGUGUCAUUGGACACUGCUGAUCACGUGGUAAAAGGCCGCUGUGAUUGGC
Staurois parvus is the source of this 403-nucleotide messenger RNA. NCBI's taxonomy places the organism in Eukaryota, Metazoa, Chordata, Amphibia, Anura, Ranidae. The record is from the annotation of a GenBank genome assembly.